This is a messenger RNA of Ixodes scapularis (black-legged tick), 546 nucleotides long. RefSeq names its product piggyBac transposable element-derived protein 2-like. Lineage: Eukaryota; Metazoa; Arthropoda; Arachnida; Ixodida; Ixodidae. Bases 1 to 546 code for a protein of 181 amino acids. The transcript has a single exon. The record is from RefSeq and is a predicted model, not a curated record.
AUGGCGCCGGAGUGGAGUACGGGCUGGUGCAGUGCGCACCGGACCAAGAUGAAGGCAGCGUCGUCACACGACUUGCGGUUUCUUUUGGCAGUGAUGAACUUCGAUACGCUGGUUUCUGACGUACUCGUAAAAGAAAGCAUCCGUUACACGCAACAAAAUGGAAUUGCUUCCUUAACAACGAACAAAGAAAUGAAAACGUUUUUGGGAAUCAACUUUGUCAUGAGUUACCACGUGUUGCCAGCUCUGAGGAACUAUUGGUCAACGCUACCUGACCUUGGCGUGCCGUUCAUUGCCGCUGUGAUGCCUCUUCAUCGCUUUGAGGAGAUUCGUAGCGCUCUGCAUUCUGCAGACAACGAGUGUCAGCCCUGUAAAGUGGAGCCCAACUUUGACAAAGCCUAUAAAGUGCGACCAGUUAUUGACCAUUGCAACGAGGCGUUUCAAGGUGCGCUUUCUCCGACGAAGCGACAGUCCAUUGACGAGCACAUGGUCAAGUUCAAAGGCCACAACAUCAUUAAGCAAUACAUAAAAAACAAACCAAUUCGCUGA